This is a messenger RNA of Pseudomyrmex gracilis, 2516 nucleotides long. Its product is annotated as E3 ubiquitin-protein ligase RNF13-like. The transcript has 8 exons. The record is from RefSeq and is a predicted model, not a curated record. Gene Ontology annotation, cellular component: nucleoplasm; cytoplasm. Bases 753 to 2126 code for a protein of 457 amino acids. NCBI's taxonomy places the organism in Eukaryota, Metazoa, Arthropoda, Insecta, Hymenoptera, Formicidae.
GAAAAGCGAUUCCAAAAACUCUCUUAUGGGCCUGGCCGCCUCUCAGGCUUCUCUCUGGUACAAAAUAGAUAUAUUUAUGUUUAUUUUGCUCCGAGUGUCACUCGACAGAGGACGCCUCAAACAUUUAUUAAAAUUCCCCGAUAGGGAGGCUCGCCUUGGCACCAGAUUCUGGUACCUGAUUGACAGUUCGACCGAGUUGUUAGUGAUCGCGAAUUCGAGCUGAUUUUUGAGAUCUGACAAACAUUCGAUCUGAUCGAUGCGACAUUAAUUUCAUGCUCGUUCUUCUUCACUCGUUGUUUGCCAUUCGGCGAGGCUCGUCGGCGAGUAAUAUGCGUCUAACCUUAAAGUGACAUUUGAUCGAGUGACGUUCUUUGGUCAUGAAUUUUCACGCUCGGUUCUGAUCGUCGCAAACCGCGUAAACCGAGUUCCGAGAACGUUCUCGCGAGAAAACAGAUAUUUUUUUUUAUUCAAAAAAUUCAAAGAGAAGAGAUAGACGAAGAAGAAGAGGAAGAAGGGAAUUCUUCGUUGAGAGAUCAUCUUUAAUGGCCGUAUACUGGACUAUUUAAGUGACUAAUGGUCGCGUGCGAAUCGGAAGUCGCAGGUAGUUUCGAAGAUAUCUGGAUCACAGAUUUUAUAAUGUAUCUUAUACAUGUAAUAUCAAAGUAGAUCUGGCAAUUGUAUGAUGAAUAAUUCAAGGGAAAUCUUAACAACGUAUUGAAUUGUGUAAAGGUGUACACUUGAAUUAACUCAAAAUGCAACGGUGUUGCUUAAAUUACCAAGUCUUGCAAUGGCUUACUUUUUUGAUUCUGUAUACCGCACGCAGCAAUGCAGAUAUUCUAGUGUUUUCUGCAGUUGCAAGACACCAAAUAGAGGAGGAAUUUCGCGAUAUGCCUGCCAGAUUUGGGAGCAUGAUACCACCUGAUGGAAUUAAAGGCAUGGUGGUUUAUGCGGAUCCUCCUCAUGCAUGUCAGAAGAUACAACCACCGCCAAAUGAUACAGAUUAUAAGGGCAAUUGGAUAGUUUUAAUACGACGCUAUAACUGUACUUUUGAAAUAAAAGUUCGAAUGGCUCAAGAAGCCGGAUAUGAUGCUGCUAUUAUACAUAACGUAAACAGCAAUGAAUUAGAACCAAUGUCAGCAAAAGAUCCUGUAGGAAUUUUGAUACCAUCUGUAUUUGUAAGCGAUAUUACUGGAGUAGUUAUCAGGGAAAAUUAUUUAUAUGACCAACUGUAUUUUAUAUUGAUUAACGACGAUCUGCCAUUUAAUAUUAAUACACAAUUACUUUUACCCUUUGCUAUUGUUGUUGCAAUAUGUUUUCUAAUCAUAAUUAUUUUUAUGAUUGUUAAAUGUAUAAAAGAUAGGAGGCGACAACGGAGGCACAGAUUACCUAAUUCUAGUUUAAAGAAGAUUCCCACACACAAAUAUACAAAAGGUGAUCCGUAUGAGACAUGCGCCAUUUGUUUGGAAGAUUACGUAGAAGGGGAAAAAUUACGAGUUUUACCAUGUGCACACGCUUAUCACACGAAAUGCAUUGACCCAUGGUUGACGAAAAAUCGAAGAGUUUGUCCCGUUUGUAAAAGAAAGGUUUUUGCGGCUGACGAGCAAGUUGUGACAGAUGAGAGCGACUCAGACGCCGAUGACACAACACCUCUCAUUCGCGACGGUCACCAAGGUACGCAAGGAGGAACGUUCACGAGACAGAGGGAAAAUCCUUUUGAAAGAAUCUUAAGAACGCGCGGUAGACAAGGUAGACAAGACAGACAAGAGAGGCAAGAUAGACAAGAUAGUAGUUCCAGCGAUAGCAGUUCUGAUUCCGAGCAGUCCGUUGUUACUGAGGAUGAUCGGAGUACUAAUGCCGGUGAACCAUCCGGUGUUACCGUUUUUGUGGUGUCCGAUACUCACAGUAUAAACGGUGAAUCGCAAGUGUUGGAAUGUUCGGUCAGCAGUACUAAGCUGCAUACGGUAAGUUUAUGCCCAGAUGCUCAAGAGAUUCCAGGAGCUGUUGUUCACACCGUGCCAAUGCGACACGCGAAAAACACGACAAAUGCCGUGACAUCGGGUUAUCACGUCGAAAUUUCGGAUAAUACGACGGCCGCCGAUUCCAACAGAAACGAUGUUAUUACGUAAUAAUCUGACGUAGUAUGUUAUUCAACAAAUCGAUCGUGUCUCGUGGAAGGAUUUUCUUUUUUUUUAUUUUUCACGAGAAGAAGCAACUUGUACAAUGGUGCAUCGCGUUAGUAGGAGCGACAAAGGACAUUAAGGACGGAUAAUGAAAAACAUAAGUAAUAUAUUGUUAUUUAAUACAAACAAACUUUACGUUAUCCUCUUGUUCUCUCUUAAAUAAUGACUUUUCUAUACAUCAAGUAUUUUUUUGCGUUGAUAUAUCAUUUGAUUAUUUUCAAUCGCGUAAUGUAACUAUUUUGUUUUGUUUUUGUUUGUUUUUUUUUUUUUGCGAAAAUAGAUACGCUAUUAUUACAGUGAUUGUAUAUUCACAUAAAUUGAUCACAUUUUGUAAAA